Engraulis encrasicolus (European anchovy) is the source of this 2921-nucleotide messenger RNA. RefSeq names its product zinc finger protein 652-like. Gene Ontology annotation, biological process: regulation of transcription by RNA polymerase II. The transcript has 2 exons. Gene Ontology annotation, molecular function: DNA-binding transcription factor activity, RNA polymerase II-specific. Gene Ontology annotation, cellular component: nucleus. NCBI's taxonomy places the organism in Eukaryota, Metazoa, Chordata, Actinopteri, Clupeiformes, Engraulidae. The coding region runs from base 235 to 1239 and encodes 334 amino acids. The record is from RefSeq and is a predicted model, not a curated record.
CCAGCGUGCCAUGCUUCACCAGCAUGACUGCAAGAAAACCCGCGUUGGCCCCGAGCCAACAACUCUCUGCUAGCGCGAUUGUUGUGAUAUUAGCCAUUAGCGCAACAUUGUUUCUGCAUUUCUUCGUCUGGCGGAGGGAUUGUGCAUCCCUGCACUGUGGCGUGAACGCGACACUAGUGAUCGUGCUUCCCCUUACCAUUUAAAUCUUAAUUUGCUGCACCCCCUACACUGAACAUGGAUGAGCUGGACCUGUUCAACGCUGACGAGGUCUCGGAAGAGGACCUGUGGAACCAGUACCAUGCCGCUGCCAUGGCCGGGGCCGACCUCGCCGACCCCAAAGAGGAAAACGUGUCCUCCGACCUGAUGUUGGGAGCCGGCCACCAGACGGCGGACGGCCUGGGCGAGCAGCGGCCGCGCUUCGUGGGCGAGUACGCGUGCGACGUGUGCGGCGAGACCUUCUACACCAUCGUGCAGCUGGCCAAGCACCGGCAGUUCCACGACCGCGACCGACCCUUCCAGUGCAGCAUCUGCGGCAAGCGCUUCCUGAGCCGCAGCCACCACCACGAGCACCAGCGCGUGCACACCGGCGAGCGGCCCUUCCCCUGCGAGCGCUGCGACCGCUCCUUCACCACGCACCACAACCUCAAGCGCCACAUGACCAUCCACGACAAGGAGGAGAUGUACCGCUGCCAGCAGUGCGGCGUGCUCUUCUGCCAGGAGCACGAGUACAAGCUGGAGACCAUGCGUCUGCCGGGCGUUGUCGCCCCGGACUUGCCCGCCUUCAACCUCGACCCGCCCAUGGUCGCCCUGCCCAGGCCCCCCAGGCCCUUGCCCUCGAUGGUGCCAGCAGCAGUGGCGUCACCACUACCACCCCCCGUUCUCCCACCGCCAGUCAUGCCCACGCUCACGCCCAUGGUCCCCACCCCCACCCCCACCCCCAGCUCCUACUCCAUGGAGUACCAGAUACCCAACGUGCCCUCGUACAGCGGCCUCAGCAGCGGCGAAGUGAAGAUGUCCCAGGUGUUCGUGGAUAAGAAGAAGUACAAGAAGAAGAGGAAGGGCGAGGGGAUGUCCUUGUUUGACGUCAGCAGGAACAUUGCCGGGCACUCGCCCCGGAAGCCGGAGCUGGUGCUGGACGCAGACAUUCCCGAGUACCGGAGGAAGGGGAGCAACAACGCGGUGCAGAAGAAGACCAUGGGCAUGCACAGGAUCGCCUAUGACAUCGAAGUGGUCAUCUAGAUGGCUGCUAGUGCAGAGGAGUAUUUCAAGAACAUAAAAGUUAACCUGCUUGAAGUGGCAAAUCGGCUAAUAGCUUACCCACCGCUGUCAUUUAGUUCAGGAAAUAAGGGGUGCGUUCCAAUAUGCGACCUUGCGUCCUCCACUUGUGCUUGUGGCCUCGUACCAGAAAGUGAUGACAUCACUGACGACAGCAUUGUAUUUCAAUAUUUCGCAAAAGCUCAAUUGUAAAGUAAUUUUCCUCAUUUUCAAACAGGCUGGUAAAUGAAGAAUAUUUCCCCAAAAAUUGUUUUGGCUAGGCUGACAGCGGGGAAACGUAAUUGUUUUCUCCAUGGAGGCAAAACAUGACGCCACAAGCCCAAGUGGAGGACGCAAGGUCUCAUAUUGGAAUGCACCCAAGGACUCCAGUCCCUUGUAUCAGAUGAUUUACCAAGGUUAACUUAACCUGGACUUAGCCAGGUUCUUGGAAUGCACCCCAGGGUGUUGUUUCGAAACUGCACUUGCACAGCACCUAAGCCUAUGUAGUACUUCAGUAGUAUGAAGCUGCAACGAGACAAUAUAUCAGGGCUGGAUUUAAUAUAGGGCUGUGUGGCAAAGUAUACUACAUAUAAUACUUUUCCUGGCAUGUGCUCAUGAAGUACUUGUGCCUAGUGUAUGUGCAAGGAUAUGCAUUGCAUGCAUAGGAGGCACUUCAUACUACUGUACUAUUUAAGUUUAGAUGCUACUGAAGUGCUUUUGGGAAACGUGGCCCUGAUUCCUAGCUGCACCUAAGCUUCAGGGAGCUGUAGGACCUUUCUGGAGUGUUAAGGAGUUGUGGACAGGCGAAUUCUAAAACCUUUUUUGAAAUCUAAAAAGCUUUUUUGUAACGAGAAUGUAGUAGUAACAUCAAACGUGACAUGGUUAAUGUUUCUGUCAGGGCCAUGCUCUGCUCCCUUCUAGUUUUUUUAUGAUUUAAAUUUCUUUUAUGCUUUUGCUAUUUCCACUCUUUGAAUGAAUGAUUUUUGUGUGUAUCACUACUUAUCACCUUAUGAAAUUGCUGCUGGUAGUUGUGAAUGAUAGAUGUAAGUAAGCAGUGUUUGGGACUGUUUUUCCGGCUGAAUUCCACUUCCCACGGUGCCUUGAGACUGGGGUGAAACGGGCCUGCAGCAGGCAUGGAGGAACAAUACAAUGCAUCACCAUUCCAGUCCCUCUUGGACAUUUCGUUGAUUGUAGGUUUUUUUUGUUGUAUGUUGUGUCCUGCCCUCCAGAAGGGUUCUCAUGGCCAUUUAUGUCUCAUUGCUGUUUUGUGGUGAAAUUAACAAACCAAAAUACUACAUUUGUGUCCUUAAUUGAGUUCAAUCUGCUGUGAAGAUCUCUCCACAGAUAUUCCACUGAAUGUGGACUACCCCAAGACCUACCUCAAAACAUUUAUCAAGACAAGGAAUCAUGUUGUGACUUUUGUUUGUUUGUUAAGAAAUCAUGUUUUUGAAACACCUUUUUAUACCUACUGAAGAUCUGGGUUUUUUCUUCUAUUUUCCAUGGAAUUAUGUUAAAAUCAAAGAAAAAAGACCACAUGACAUUUUAAUUGUGAAUUCUUUUCUGGGAAUGUUACUUAAAAAUAUAAUAUCGAGCUGGCCUUAUUGCCAUGACUCAAAUGUAUGCGGCCUUUCUCACUAAUAAAAUGAAUUUAAAAUGAAGAAUGUUCA